Molecule: messenger RNA, 724 nt
Organism: Helianthus annuus (common sunflower)
Lineage: Eukaryota; Viridiplantae; Streptophyta; Magnoliopsida; Asterales; Asteraceae
Product: auxin-responsive protein SAUR71
Exons: 1
Coding region: 123-563 (146 amino acids)
Biological process (GO): response to auxin
Source: RefSeq, a predicted model, not a curated record
AUCUUUGUGUAUCUCUCCAUAGGAUAAACUAAGCUGCAGGCCGCUCACCAAAGCCAUUUGUUAAGUUUUAAUUUUCUAUUUUAAUCAGUUUUGAGAGAAAUGGUCAAAACGGUUGGAUUCAAAUGUCGAUAUUAAGCUGCCUCUCAUCAAGCACAUUUCACGUGAAUCGCUCUCCCAAAACAAUGAUGGGCAAGAAGCUUGGUUCCUUCAAGAAACUAGCCAAAAUGGUCAAAGUUUACCGCACCACGGAUCGUGAACCAUGGCACCAUGACCACUUGCUAAAGACAUAUGGGGAAGAAGGGUGCACCGAAGCCAAUACAACAACCCCAAGAGGUUUUUUUGCAAUUUAUGUUGGUGAGGAACCACGAAGGUUUGUAGUUCCCACCGCACAUCUAUCCCACCCACUCUUUAAAAUGUUGUUAGAGAAGGCGUAUGAUGAUGAAGACCAGAAUAACCGGUUGGUGGUUCCUUGUAGUGUCGCGGCUUUCGAAAAGGUGGUUAAAACGGUGGAAUGUUGCAAUGACAUGGUUGAUAUUGAGCAUUUGGUUGAAGAGUUUAUCUAAAGGCUUUGUUUUUAUGAAUCAGUUUAGUUAUAAUUAUUAGCUGCUGAGAUGAUCAACCAGUUUCAUGGUUUAGUUUCAUUUGUGAGUCAAACUCGUUACUUAAUACCCAGCAUAUCUGUACCAUUGUUACAUAACCAUAUCUAACCCGAAUCUUUAUGGCC